This is a messenger RNA of Ictalurus furcatus (blue catfish), 2153 nucleotides long. RefSeq names its product cAMP-regulated D2 protein. Bases 1 to 2043 code for a protein of 680 amino acids. The transcript is spliced from 8 exons. The record is from RefSeq and is a predicted model, not a curated record. NCBI's taxonomy places the organism in Eukaryota, Metazoa, Chordata, Actinopteri, Siluriformes, Ictaluridae. Gene Ontology annotation, molecular function: cholinesterase activity.
AUGCCGCAGACUGGAGGAGUGAGGAGCAUGACUUUCCAGAAGACACCACGUAAUGACAUAUUGGAGAAUAAUCACUACAGCGUGCAGAUUUCUGAGGCUGAAUUCAGUGACGUAAACCCUCGGCCUGAAAAUAAACCUGAGAUUAGAAUUCCUAACUCUAUUCAGCUGCAUGUGGAACACUCAGAUGAUAACGAGUGUAACGACAUUAAGUGUAAUGACUACGUUGGUGAUGGAACACGUCGAUCUGGUGUGGACUUAAACAGAGUCGUGUGGGAUGAAGUGUCAGACGUUACGCCGGGGUCCACUGAAGGUCCCGUGGUGCUCACACACCCUGAAGGUCCUGUGGUGCUCACACACCCUGAAGGUCCUGUGGUGCUCACACACACUGAAGGUCCUGUGGUGCUCACACACCCUGAAGGUCCUGUGGUGCUCACACACACUGAAGGUCCUGUGGUGAUCACACACCCUGAAGGUCCUGUGGUGCUCACACAGUCCGGUCCGGUUCGUGGACUGACUCUGGAUAAAGCUCAUGUGUUUUAUGGGAUCCCGUACGCAGCCCCUCCUGUAGGCCCAAAACGGUGGGCCGCUCCUGAACCCGUGUCUCAGUGGACGAAGCCGUAUGACGCCACGUUCCCUCGGCCGGCGUGCAUUCAGGUUUGUGCGGGGGAAUUCUCUGAAGCCUGUCCUCAUAAGGUGAGUGAGGACUGUCUGUACCUGAACGUUUAUGUUCCUGUGAGUGUGGAUCUCUCACUGAAGACCACUGCUCAGCUUCCUGUCAUGGUGUGGAUCCAUGGAGGUGACUUCAUCGCCGGCUCCGCCUCCAAACCGUUGUACGACGGACGCUUCAUCAGUAACUAUAGCAACACCGUGGUGGUAAAUGUGGAGUAUCGCCUGGGAGCAUUCGGGUUCCUGGUGACGGGAAAAGAUCCUGAGAGGUCUGCCGUGGGAAAUUACGGAAUUCUGGAUCAGCAGGCGGCACUGCGCUGGGUCCAAAACAACAUCGCUGCAUUUGGUGGAGACCCAGUGAAGGUGACUCUAUUUGGUGAGAGUGCUGGUGCUCAGUCAGUGUGUUUACACCUGAUGAUGCAGAGCAGCGAAACUCUGUUCAGACACGCAACGAUACAGAGCCAGCCUUUCUCCAUCCCCCUCAAAAGCAGGUGGGAUGCUACAAAGUUGGGCAGGAACUUUGUGAAACAGACGAAUUGCUCAGCGUCUGACAUACAGUGUCUUCGCUCCCUCAGCACACACACCGUCCUGCAGGCCCAGGUUCACGCAGGUUCUAAGAUCAUCAACCCGUUCCGCUUCCUGGAGGUGUUUGAGACGUGGGGGCCGCACGUGGAUGGAGAACUGAUCACGGAGCAGCCGAUCGCAGCGUUCCAGAAGGAUCACUGGCAGAGUUAUAAACCUGUUAUAAUGGGAACUACCUCCGAAGAGGGCGUGAUCUUUGUAUAUGGAGCUUUCAAUGGCUCAGUGUCAGUGCUGGAGUGUAUAGUCUACACCACCGCCAUCUUCAAACAGCACACACUCAGAGUCCUACAGAAAUAUCUCCCCGUCUACCAUAAAGAGGACAAACGGACGAUGCUGUCUCAGAUCGUGACGGAUUUCGUCUUCCUGUGUCCGGCUCGGCGGUCCGCCCGCUCUGCGCUGAGAACGGGUGGAGCUGUGUGGAUGUACGUAUUUGACCACGCCCCUUCGGAUCACAAAAUAUGGGCGGGGCUGACUUUCUGUUACGAUCACGCCUGUCAUGGGGCGGAGCUUCCGUUCCUGUUCGACUCGGCUUCCACGGCGAACUUCAGCUUCACGGCUCGGGAGAGUCGCCUGGCCGACCAGAUGGUGUGUUACUGGGGGGCGUUCGCUCACUCCGGAGAUCCGAACUGUCGCAGAGAACACACGCCCUUCUGCAGGAACCAGAGGCUCGCACCGUGGCCUAAAUACACCCCUGCUGAGGGAUGGCCGGUUCUGAAUUUAACUCUGCGGUCCCACCUUCAGCACGGAAACAGAGAUGGUUUCUGUGACUUCUGGGAUCGUCUGGAUAUUUACUGACCGAGGAACUAAAGACACCAGCAAUUUAUUAACUGCAACGCUGCAUGAAUAUAACUGAAAACUAAAGCUGUGCCUUAAUUAUAAUCGUUUUUAUUGUUUGAGGAAAGUAA